AGCCAGUGUAAAAAUGAAGACGAUUCUGUCCUCGGAGACCAUGGACAUCCCGGACGGCGUCACCGUCAAGGUGAAGGCCAAGGUCAUCGAGGUCGAAGGUCCCCGCGGCAAGCUCACCCGCAACUUCAAGCACCUCAACCUUGACUUCGAGCUCGUCACCGACGAGUCCACCGGAAAAAAGAAGCUCAAGAUCGAGGCCUGGUUCGGCACACGCAAGACCAGCGCCGCCAUCCGCACCGCCCUCAGCCACGUCGACAACCUCAUCACCGGCGUCACCAAAGGCUACCGCUACAAGAUGCGAUUCGUCUACGCUCACUUUCCGAUCAACGCCUCCAUCCCAAACUCCAGCAACGCCAUCGAGAUCCGCAACUUUCUAGGAGAGAAGAGAGUCCGGAAGGUGGAGAUGCUCGACGGCGUGACGAUCACGAGGUCGGAGAAGGUGAAGGAUGAGCUCGUUUUGGACGGGAAUGACAUCGAGCUGGUUUCGAGGUCGGCGGCGCUGAUCAAUCAGAAAUGCCAUGUGAAGAACAAGGACAUUAGGAAGUUUCUGGAUGGGAUCUACGUCAGCGAGAGGAGCACCAUUGCCACCGGUGACGAAUGACCGAUCAGUUCACAGUCGGUAGCUAUUUUUUGUUUAAUUUUCGAGCUUGUUUCGAUUUUCUUUUCUAUUAUGCGAGUGAGGAAAUUUUGAUCAGGAAUUAUUGAUUACUUAUAUAUAUAUAUUUAAUUUAAUGUUUAAGCA
Molecule: messenger RNA, 742 nt
Organism: Argentina anserina (silverweed cinquefoil)
Lineage: Eukaryota; Viridiplantae; Streptophyta; Magnoliopsida; Rosales; Rosaceae
Product: 60S ribosomal protein L9-1-like
Exons: 1
Coding region: 14-601 (195 amino acids)
Biological process (GO): cytoplasmic translation
Cellular component (GO): ribosome; cytosolic large ribosomal subunit
Molecular function (GO): structural constituent of ribosome; rRNA binding
Source: RefSeq, a predicted model, not a curated record